This is a messenger RNA of Quercus lobata, 6058 nucleotides long. RefSeq names its product putative disease resistance protein RGA1. NCBI's taxonomy places the organism in Eukaryota, Viridiplantae, Streptophyta, Magnoliopsida, Fagales, Fagaceae. Bases 224 to 3754 code for a protein of 1176 amino acids. Gene Ontology annotation, molecular function: ADP binding. The transcript has 12 exons. The record is from RefSeq and is a predicted model, not a curated record.
GGGCCAAUGGGUGUUUUGCCUGCUUUGAAAUUUGAAUCAUUGAUGCAAGUUGGGGAACUAAAUUAUUACUUUCGUCGAUCGAAGCACUCAAAAAGCAGGGUCUUUUCUUUUAUUCCACCUGAAUAGUCCAUCCCACUGUCACAGAUUGUUCUAGUUUUACUCUUACCUUCCAGUUCUCAGUUCUCACAAGAUUAGCGUUCAUUCAAUUCUCAAUAAUUAAGAAAUGGCGGAAGGAGCUCUGUUCGACGUUGCUAAGCGAAUCAUCGGGAGAGCGGGCAAGUUAGCAGAGAUUCCGCUCAUCUGGGGCGUCAAUGACGAGAUAAAAAAAUUCGUGGUGACUGUUUCGACAAUCAGUGCUGUGCUAAGGGAUGCAGAGAAGAAGCAAAACAACCAUCACGUGAAACAAUGGCUGAAGGGGCUUAAGGAUGUCAUACUUGAUGCGGAUGACUUACUGGAUGAAAUCUCAACUGAGGCUUUACGAUGGGAACUGAUGACCCGGAACAAGAAGGCCAAAAAGGUACGCAUCUUCUUUUCAUCUAACACGUUUGCAUAUGGUCAUAAAAUGGGUCAGAAGUUUAAGGCCAUGAGGUAUAGGCUGGAUGCCGUCGCAGCAGAUAGGAGGUUUUAUUUAGAAGAGCCUUCUGAGGAGAAACAAGUCAGCCUAGUCAGUUAUGAGGCAAGACUGCGGACUUAUUCCAUUGUAAGUGCUGAAGAUUUUAUUGGAAGGGAGGAGGAUAAGAAGGCCAUUAUUGGAUCUCUGUUGUGUGCUGAAGAUGUUAUUGGAAGGGAGGAGGAUAAGAAGGCCAUUAUUGGAUCUCUGUUGGAUCCCAAUUUGGAGGAGAAUGUUUCUGUCCUUCCGAUACUUGGUAUCGGAGGACUAGGAAAGACCACAGUUGCUCAACUUGUCUUCAAUGAUGAAGAAAUCAAGAGCCAUUUUGAGCUAAAAUUGUGGGUAUGUGUCUCUGAUGAUUUUGAUGUGAAGAUAAUUGUUGAGAAAAUCUUGGAAUGUAUACAAAAUAAGAAACAAAAAGGCCUUGAAAUGAACACUUUAGUCAAUGAUGUUCACAAAGAAAUUAAUGGAAAAAGAUACUUGCUUGUGUUGGAUAAUGUGUGGAAUGAGUUGCAUGUGGUGGAUGAUAUGUGGAAUGAGGAGCGUGAAAAAUGGUCUAGCUUGAAAGCUAUUUUGAAGGGUGGCACAAGAGGCAGUGGAAUAUUGUUGACUACACGUAGUGAAAAAGUGGCAGAGAUUACACAAUCUAAGCAACCAUACAAGUUAAAGGGUUUAGAUGAUCAACAGUCUUUGUCUUUAUUUAAGAAGAUGGCGUUUAAAGAGGGGGAAGAGCCAAAGAAUGCAAGCUUUGCAGAAAUUGGGAAGGAAAUUUUAAAAAUGUGUGUAGGAGUUCCGCUUGCAAUAAGAACAAUAGGAGGUAUGCUGUAUUUUCAAAAAUCUGAAAAAGAGUGGUUAUUAUUCAAAAAUGGAUUUUUAAAAAUAUCUCAGAAUGAAAGUGAUAUUUUACCAACAAUAAAGUUGAGUUAUGAUCUUCUCCCAUCAUAUUUAAAGCAAUGCUUUGCUUAUUGUAGUCUAUUUCCAAAGAAUUACAUAAUUGACAAAUCAAGUUUGAUUUAUAUGUGGAUGGCGCAAGGGUUCAUCACGUUGUAUGAUGAAAAGCAAUGUCCAGAAGAUGUUGGUCAUGAGUAUUUUAUGGAUUUACUUAGGAGAUCGUUCUUUCAUGAAGUUGAACAAGAUAAACUUGGCAAUAUUUCAAAAUUCAAAAUACAUGAUCUCAUGCAUGAUAUAGCAAUACAAGUAACGGGAUCAGAGAGCACCACUAUUUAUUCAAAAGAGAAUGUAAUUGACAAGAAAACUCGUCAUGUGUCAUUUGGGGAUAUGUUGUACUCAAAAUCAGAGAUUCCGAUCUCAUUAUAUAGCGCAAGAAGGAUAAAGACAUUUCUUUUGCCAUGUCAACAAAAUUAUGAUACCAUAAGAUCAAAUGAUUCAAUUUCUAGUGUAAUUGUGGCAAGUUUUAAGUUUAUACGGUUGUUGGAUUUGCAUAACACGGGGAUUAAAACAAUUCCAAGUUCUAUCCAAAACUUGAAUUAUCUAAGAUAUCUUGAUCUUUCUAAGAAUGGACACAUUGAGAUGCUUCCUAAUUCUAUUGUCAAGUUGUACAAUUUGCAAACACUUAAACUCUCUGAGUGUGAAAACCUUCAAGAAUUGCCAAGAGAUAUUAACAAAUUAGUCAACCUCAGGUUUCUUGGGAUUGAUGAAUGUUUGGGUUUGACUCAUAUGCCAAAUGGACUGGGCCAAUUGACUAAUCUACAAACAUUGUCAAGAUUUGUGAUGAUUAAGGGUAGGAUUGAUUCAAUGCCUAGGAGUAACGGUGAAUUGAAAGAACUUAACAGGCUAAAUGAGCUAAGAGGAAAUCUAUCAAUUGAAAAUCUCAAACACGGUAAAGAUGCCGCAUUAGAGUAUAAGGAUGCAAAUUUGAAAGAGAAGCAACGUCUUGAUAGCUUGUACUUAAAUUGGGUAGAAGAAGACAUUGAUGAGGCGGGUCCUGGUUACGAAGACAUGUCACUGGAAGCCUUGCAACCACAUAUAAAUCUCAAAGCAUUGAGUUUAAAGCGGUACGGGGGAGUGAGAUUUCCACAUUGGUUUCAGUCCCUCACAAAUCUUGUCCGAUUUAAUUUAAUUUCAUGUAAAAAAAGCCAAUAUCUUCCACCGUUGGACCAAUUGCCUUCUCUCAAAAUUAUCCAUUUGUCCAAAUUGGAUUGUUUAAAGCACAUAUCAGAUUCAGAGAGAGAUAACAGUGAUUCUUUAUUCUACCCAUCUUUGGAGACACUUGAAAUUGAUAAAUGCCCUAAUUUAAAGGGAUGGUGGCGGGGAAGGAGGGAUUCUCUUCCUUCAUUUCCUCGUCUUUCCGACUUAUACAUUAGGGAUUGCCCUCGGCUGACUUCCUUUCCUUUGUUUCCAUAUCUCGAAAGUUUGAGGCUAUAUGGGUGUAGCUUGAAGCAGUCAUGGGAGAGGAUGAUGAUAAACAACAAGACUUCUUCAGGGAAUCUACCAUCAAUUGCUUCUUCUUCUUCUUCUACAAUUGUUGCCCCUCUCUCCAAAUUAAGUUACAUGGAAAUAGAUGAAGCUUUGCCACAGGAGUGCCUACUAAGUCUCAUCUCUCUCCGUACUCUAUAUCUAGUCAAAUGUCCUCUUCCUCAAGGCAUUCGAUAUCUUACGGCACUUCAAAAUCUGUAUGUUUGGAACUCUGAGGUGGUUGAUUUAUCCAAUGAUUGGGAUAAGAUGGAAUGGCAAGGACUUAGGACCCUUCUCUCUUUGCAAUUCUAUAAACUUCCGAAGUUGGUCUCUCUCCCAACGGGGCUUCAAUAUGUCAGCGCUCUACAAAUACUCAGAAUUUCGCAGUGUCCUAGUUUGAGAGCUAUACCGGAGUGGAUCUGCAAACUUAUAUCUCUUCAAUCUCUUCAAAUUAGGGAAUGCCCUAAUUUGGAAUCAUUGCCAGAACGAAUCGGUGCCCUUACCUCUUUGCAAGCACUACAAAUUUGGGAUUGCCCUUAUUUGAAAUCAUUGCCAGAAGGAAUCGGUGCCCUUACCUCUUUGCAAACACUGUACAUUAGAGCAUGUCCCAUCUUACUGGAAAGAUGCAAGAAGCUAAUCGGGGAAGAUUGGCAUAAAAUUUUUCACAUUCCCAAUUUGGAAGGAGAUCUGUCUCGGCAAGAAGAAGAGCCAGAUGAAGAAGAACCAUAGAAACCUGCUUGUCAGAAUUGGGACUUAAUUAAAGCUUUUGGGUGCUGCAAUUGUUCAACAACACAACAACUCACUCACUGAGUCAAUAUUACUAGGAGAAUUGAACUGGGCAACCUUGCCAUAGGAUUCAGCUCAUUGUACAGGCUUUUAUCAUGUACAUUUAUAUAGCUAGCUUUCAACAACAAUAUGUGGCUUUCUCAAGUGAUUUAUCAGUCACCAGACAAGAAGUAGAGAAUAAAUAUAGGGCCCCAUGUAUAAGUGAUGUAGUGCUUUUGAUCUCAAAGUACAUUGAGAUACAGAGAUGAUUGCUUUCAUACAGUUUGCAUAUAGCCUCAAGACUCCUAUGAAAGGUUGAUGAGUUUAUCAUUUAUUGGGCUCUAUAUGCAAAAACCUGAGGAGAAAUGAAUACUAAAGCAGGCAAGAAUUUAAAAGUGCAUGUUUUUUUCCAAACUAGACCAUGCGAAGUUUACACACAAACAAGAAGAAAAUAAUGGCAACAUCAUCAACAAAGCAUUAUUCCCAAGUUUUGAGGUUACCAUGGAUGAAAGCUAUAUAGCUUGGUGUUACCACUCAAAGUAUUAUCUGCUUUUAAGGAUAGCUUAAUUUCAUGGUGAAUGAUUUUUGGACUUCUCAACCAGUAAGACUUCGUUGAACAAGGGUUGCUUGGAGAGUUCCGUUAUUUAAUAAAGAAGGCAUUUCUUUCAUCUUUGGAUUAAUUUCUUAAGGUUGCUUAGCAUACCAUGGAGUUAUAUUAGAGAUAUGGCACCUGUGAAAUAUCACAUAAAUCUAACACCUUGUUGGAAUUUUUUGUUUAGUGCUCUGUCAGAUAGGUUCAGGCUUUCUGGUGUAUUUGUAUUGCUGCUUCAGAUUUGCUGUUGUAUAUGAGUUGCUAGUUUUUGGCUUGGUUUCAAUGAAAUUUCUGCCUGAUUAUCCAAAAAUAAAAUAAAAUAAAAUCUAGCACCUUCUAUUCUUGAGGACAGGAGUUCAUAACCUUUCUAAUGGCUUUCAAAUUGAAUACUAGACAACAACAGCUAUCAGACAGAAGAGAAUAAAUGAUUUUAUUUCCUGCAAUUUGAGUUCCAAAGUAAAAUUAUAAGGUCUUUACACAAAUUGGUCCCUUUUUCUUCAUUUUUCAUAAAAAUUUUCAAUUAUGUUAUAUAAGUAAAUUCUUUUCUGGGCAGAAGUUGGAUUUCAAGGUGAAGGCAAGACUAUUCACCUAAAUGAGUAAGAUCGAUUCUUUUAAACAUGAACUUCCUCUCUUUUUGUUCGCGGGAUGUUGGAUUGGAUACCAAGGCUUAUUUGACUGAACUCACUGAGUAAAAUUUGGCUCAAGGUGAUAUAGAGGUAAUAUUGCAGGGAGAAUUAAUUCUUGCAACCAUGCUGCUGGAAUUAGCUCAUUGUAUAGGAAUUUUGCUGUUUCAAAUCCUUUUUAUAUACAUCCCUCUCAACUACACCCUCCCAGAUGAUCAAAUCAUAUGGAUUGGAAACAAGAAAGGUGAAUUCUCUGUCAAAAGCGCCUUACUAUGUAGCACUUCCAAUCAUUCAUCCAUUUAAUGAGGGUGAAAGCUCAAGAGAUGAUCCUCGCUCCCCUCUCUGGAAAAGGAUGUGGCUCCUCAACAUCCCAGCAAAGAUCAGAAUCUUCGCCUGGCGUGCCUGCAUGAAUGCCCUCCCCACUAUGCAUUUCCUAAGAACCAGAGGAGUAAGCACAGAUGGUAUUUGCCCUGUGUGUGACUUGUGCCCUGAAAAUACUCUGCAUGCCCUCAUACACUGUGACACUGCCAAAGAGGUGUGGAGCAAUUGGCUAAACUGUCUAGUGGAUUAGGAGACAAAUUCUGGGGAUUUUAUUGAUCUAGCACUUCAGUUCAUCACCAAUGGCACCACUCAAGACUUGGAAACUCUUUUUGUCACAGCCUGGCCUAUUUGGUACAACCGGAAUCAAAUGGUACAUGAGUCAACCUCAUCACUUCCCUUCCAAAUCUGGGAAACUGCUAGGAGAACUGUCAAGGACUACAAAGGUGCCUUGUCAAUUGCAUUUCAGCUGAAAUCCAACCCAGCUUUGUGCUGGACUGCCCACAAAUAUGGAAUUUGGCUCAAGGUGAUAUCAAGGUAAUACUGCAGGGAGAAUCAAAUCUUGCAACCAUGCUGCUGGAAUUAGCUCAUUUAACCCGUGUGUCUACAGGUAUGGGGAGUUUAUUAGUUAUUGGGUUCUAUAUGCAAAAGCCUGAGAAUAAUUGAUAAUACAGCAGACAAGAGUUUAUUAGUAGUGCAUGUUUUUCUAAAUCUACUUGGUACAAAAAUUAUGCA